Molecule: messenger RNA, 662 nt
Organism: Pundamilia nyererei
Lineage: Eukaryota; Metazoa; Chordata; Actinopteri; Cichliformes; Cichlidae
Product: receptor-transporting protein 3-like
Exons: 3
Coding region: 34-630 (198 amino acids)
Biological process (GO): protein insertion into membrane; protein targeting to membrane
Molecular function (GO): olfactory receptor binding
Source: RefSeq, a predicted model, not a curated record
ACAGAGCAGCAUUCACAAGUCAAACUCUCUCUCAUGUCAACGUUUCAUUUCGUCUCCCAGAAGGUCUCCAAAUAUCAGACUUUAUGUAUCAGACCAUCGAGAUAUACAGCUUGGGCUCCUUCCUUGUGGACACACACCUUUGAGGAGCUCUUCUGUGGGGAUAAUGCGCUGGACUAUGGAGAGCCAUGGUCGCUCACCUUCAGCUACAAACAGACAGACAAAUUAUCCAAGAAGGAAAAUAGGAGAGGCUGGAAGGUCUUCUCCCACUGCGCUUAUGGAAAUUUUCAGUGUGCAUCCUGCAGGAGGAUCUGGCCUUCGGUGCGUGUGGUGCUUUUGUUCCGUUAUCGGCUGAGAGGCGGUAAGGGGGCGGUGACCAUGCGGCCUUUUGGACAAGCCUGCCGGCGAUGCCAAGACGAUAAUUUUCAUCUCCCCGGUUUUUACAAGGAAGAGGCGAAAGAGGCUCUGCUCAGAUUGUUUUCUGAAAUCCGGAAGAACUGCUAUGGAGAGGAGGAUAAGAAUGAAGAAGGUGACUCAGGCGCUACGAGACGGAGGUCCAAACCCCACGAAAAAACCCUGUGUGAGGCCUGUUGUUUUGGCUUGUGCUGUCAGGAUGAUAAAAAUGAUAAGUAGUGUGUGUGUGUGUGUGUGUGUGUGUGUGUGUG